GCAGCGAAGACUCGUUUAAUUUAAAUAUUAAUGGCUGUCAGGCAAUAAUAAAAGUUGUAAAUAUGGGAGACGAUGGCAUGGAUUACAACAUAGUUUUUCCAGAGCCGCAGAUAACAGAGAAAUACUGGCAUAGAACGAAGGAACCUGUUGUUAUUCUGUUAGGCUGGGCUGGCUGCAAAGACAAACAUCUGUCGAAGUACAGCUCGAUUUAUAAUGAACAAGGAUGCGUAACCAUUCACUACACGGCUCCCUUGAAGACGGUAUUCAUCUCCGAAUCGUUCGGCUACAAAGAGCUCCGAAGCACGGCGCGCAAACUGCUCGAACUCCUCUUUGACUACGAGGUGGAGAACAACCCCAUUUUCUUUCACGUGUUCAGCAACGGCGGCUUCAUGCUCUACCGCUACAUGGUGGAGCUCCUGCAGAGCGACCAGCAGUUCAGCUCUCUGCACGUAGUUGGCUCGGUCAUCGACAGCGCACCGGGCAGUCAAAAUGUCCGAGGGGCCCUCCGAGCCCUCAAAACCACGCUGGGCCCGAAGGUCAACGUGCUCCUGCGCUGGUUCCUCAUGGCUCUGUUCGCCGUGACCGUAAUCCUGCUGAGGGUCGUCCUGUACCCCGUUACCAAAUACUUCCACAGAAACCACUACGACGCCAUGAUGGAGCGGCCGGCGCCCUGGCCGCAGAUGUACCUGUACUCUAGAGCGGACCGGGUGAUCAGAUACAGGGACAUCGAGAAGAUGGUCAGGGCGCUUCAGGAGAAAAGACUGCACGUAGAGAGCUUUGACUUCAUAACGCCAGCUCACGUGAGUCUGUUCCGUGACUGUCCUGAAGACUAUUCGAACAGGUGCCGGACUUUUCUGACCAGCUGCAUGACUAACUCUGAGAAGACCCUGACAAGAAAACGCUUGGAAAAUUGACUCACUGACCACAUACACUCCAUGGCCACUUUAUAAGAAACAACUGCUCUUUAAUCUAAUGAUCAAAUAUGACCGUCAUAAGGUGGCAGCACCAAAAAUAGCAUUAUAAAGACCUGGCUUAGAAGCUUUGGUUAAUGUUUAAUGUAAACAUUAGAAUGUGGAAAAAUGGGAUCUAAGUAACUUUGGGGUUGGCAUGGUUGUUUCUGCCGGAUUAACUGGUUUGAGUAUGUUCCUGGGACUCAAGAAUGGUUCCGAAACAUCCAGUGAGCGGCAGUUUUGCUUCAUGUUUUCUUCAACUGUCCUAUUUGAAUCAGAUUCCUGUUCCAUCUUGUGAUGUAGCCAGUCUGCUUCAAGGUUUCUUUUUACCCUUACUGGGACGGUGCCAGCACCACUGUUGGGCUCUUGAACAAGGCCCUUAAUCCUCUCUUCUCCAGGGGUGCUGUACAAUGGCUGACCCUGCACUCUGACCCCAGCUUCCAAACAUAUGGGAUAUGCAAAAUAUCGUUGUAAUAUACACAUAUAUCUGUACAUAUGACAAAUAUAAGCAGUGAGUUAACGUAGCAUUCAUAUCAUUUCGAACCAGUCUGGUUCUCCAGUCUUAGACCUGUUUUAUAAAUGAGACUCACUUGCCGCUUACUGGAUGUUUUGUUGUUGGUUCUCUGCACCUUUCUGUGCAAAAUCUAGACACUUGCGUGUACAAACACCAGCAGAUCAGACCAACAAUUUCUGACUUAAACCAGCUUGUGUGAAAGUAACUACCAUGCCACAGUCAAAGCCAGUGAGAUCACAUUUCCCGCUCAUGUGGGUCGACAGCCAAAAAAUGGGUUGCAGAGAAAAAAAGUAACUCCAGCAUUUGCCAGUGUGCUGCUGCAUUACGUCUGUUUGGAUAAUGACACGAGUGUACAACGUUUCUUACAAAGUGGCAGCCGAGUGGUGUGUCCUUCCUUACCUUAUGAAUAAUAUGAAGCUGCUGUAAAUGAUAUAAUCCCAGUGUUUGUAAUAAUACUACUGACCUUACUUGCAUUUCUAGAGGGUUUGAUUGUCUUUUGAAUUGUAAUAAUUGGUAUUUAUAUGGUAUUGUUUGUAAUUUUAUGCUAAAGCUGUUAACUUAAGCUCAUUUUAAGACUAUCAAAUUUGCUAAAUGAAUCUGCUUGUGUAUUUUACUCAUGUCG
This is a messenger RNA of Trichomycterus rosablanca, 2086 nucleotides long. It is a transcript of the gene tmem53, whose product is annotated as transmembrane protein 53. NCBI's taxonomy places the organism in Eukaryota, Metazoa, Chordata, Actinopteri, Siluriformes, Trichomycteridae. Bases 63 to 914 code for a protein of 283 amino acids. The transcript has 3 exons. The record is from RefSeq and is a predicted model, not a curated record.